Molecule: messenger RNA, 3990 nt
Organism: Neospora caninum
Lineage: Eukaryota; Apicomplexa; Conoidasida; Eucoccidiorida; Sarcocystidae
Exons: 1
Coding region: 1-3990 (1329 amino acids)
Source: RefSeq, a predicted model, not a curated record
AUGGUCUCGAGAGAAGCUGAGACGAAGUUCCCUGCUCCACCCUUUUCGGAGCUGUCGCAGUCGAGCGGAGCCCCCGCGCGACGAGAGACGGGGAGAGCGCGGCGCAGAGAGAAGCCCGCUCGCGUGCCGCCGCCGCGUUCGUGCAGGCGACGGCGAGACAUCGACAGCCAGCAAGAGGAUUCCCUUUCAGAACUUUCUUCUGUCUCCGAGAGUGCCUCUUCGCACGCUGCUGCGUUGCGCGGCCAGCAACGAGGCGGAAACCGCUCGCUGCGAGGUUCGGCUCCACCCCGUGGUGUGCGUUCCGAUUUCUUUCCCACGAACGCGCCAUCCGCUUCGUCUGGUGACGCCGGUGCGAUCUCCGACCUCCCCAAGUCUCCAGAACGUCUAUCCCCAGCCCUGCGUCUCUCCGUAAGUCGCCUUUUAUCUCCACGUGGACUCGCCAGCACGCGAGAUCCUCCCCCUACGCCGGAGCCUCGGACUGCGGUGCGCCCGGCCGGAGGGAGGGAGAUCAGGAGUCCAGUUCGGAGUCGCUCGCUUUCGAAAGACUACGACGGCGAGCCCUGGAAUGAGCUGUCUUGUCAACUGAGCGUCGCGUUCAACUCCAGCUAUCUCUCUGAGGACCAGGACGACGACGAACCGCACUCUCGUGGAAGUCUUCUUUCUGUACUUUCGUCUGAAACGCGGGCGGAUUCGCGGCGUUUCGCCCCCGCCGGCCACGCGCCGCUCGCUCCUCCCACCGGCGGCGAGCAGACCUCGUUUGCCUUCUCGCGUUCACCCGGAGCAGAGCCGUCGGGGCGGGACGGCGGAGGCCGAGGCGCGGCUGCUGUCCCUCGCCGCCAAAUCGCUUCCCGCGCGUGCUGUCCCGCUGCAGUGGGGUAUGUCUGGUCGAGCUGUUCUUUCCUCGGCACGUGUGCGCCUUUUCUCUCAGGGUCGCGUGGGCUCGCAGAGAGAAGUCCAGUCUCCGCCGGUCAACUCCUUGAGGGGGUGGGGCGAGACCGUGAGGGGAAAAGGGAGGACGAACCUCUCCGCACUGAAUGGGACUCUGCCGACGCGGCGCCCAGCGGUUCCGCCGAACAGAAGAAAGCCGUCAGGGUGUGCAGAGCGAACUCCUUCGCGCCUCCCCCCGGCAUCCAGAAAGCACGACACGCCGGAGACGGAGAAGAACACAGGGAGGACAGGCUGCCGAGAGACGCGGACGCUGGAUCCUCCAAAAACGAGUGUUCCCUCAAUAAAACAGACGAACAGAUUUCCUCGAGAUCCCGGGAAGACCAGGGGGAGCCUCAACUUUCUUGCAACGGAAACAUUUCGCGCUCCUCCUCCGCUUCGCAUUCGUUUUUUUCUUUGUCUUCCCCUUCCGCCUUUUCUUGCGGCUCGUCCUCCGUCCCCUCCUGUCCCUCGUCUCCUUCCGACACGGGCCGAGGCAAGACGUGUGCGGACGGGGAACUCCGGAAAGGCCGGGAGCCCUGUAGGGAGCGCGUCGAGAGGCAAACAGCAGUCCCGGCUGACCCUAACGGCAGUCAGGGCGGGGGCUACACAGCCGACAGGCUUCGCGCCUCCUUGCAAGGCGCCGCUGAGGCUUCAACGGGGUUGACAGCUGCAGAGACAGUCUUGGCUUCAGUCGGCAAAGGCGUCGCCACGGCCAUCGAAUGCGGCGCGGCGUCGCUGGUCGACCUCCUCGUGGACACGCUCCCGCGCCUGUCGCCAGAGCCGAACUACUCGCAAGUCCGCGUGAGGACCUCGGGGAGUCUGAUGCGCCCCAGGUCGUGUUCGCCGACUCUCCUCCGUCGCGAGAGGACGCGGUUUUCCAGUUUUUCGCGCGCGCUGAGCAGCUGCGGGCUGCCCUCGCUCUGCAGCGCUUUCUCACAAUCUCCCGACGAGCAAAAGCGCCAAGAGAAGCCGGGAGGAACGGACACCGUUCGCGACGUCCAACGGGACGGUUCAUGGUCAACCGUCGCCCCGCGCAGAAUCGAAGCAGGGCUGGGCUUUUUUGAAACGGAAGGACGCCCUGUCGAGUCCCCGGAACAACGGACGGAACUCGACAAGAGAAUGGUUCUGCACAUGCUCCCGAGCUUUUCCUCUUUGCGUUUUUCACCUGUCCCAGCGCCGGCGCCAUCUCUCCGCGAGAAACGCCAGGGGGGUUGGGGCCUAGUUGAAGGGCGGCUUCGCACGGCUCCGGCGACUCUUCUUGAGGGCCGCGGAGGACAGCCGUUCUCACCAAACGGUCCUCUCAACUUGGCGCGAACCGGGCGACCUGAAAAGAAAGUCUCUCUCCCGUCUUUCGUGCAUCCGGUUUCCUCUCCGCAAGGCAAUCGGGGAGAGUGGGAGACAAAGAACCCGUUGAACGGGCUGCCUUCGUCACACUCGCAGUUCGUUACGCACGAACGUCCAUCGCAUACACCCCAACGCAGGACCAUGUAUCCCGCUGACACAGACAAGACUCGAGGGAUAGCGCCUUUCUAUGCUACCUCGGUGGAGAAAAGCCGGGGGACGUACAGACGCAUGCCCGAGCCAGUGAGCAGCGCCCUUCUGCAUGAUCGCGUUGUUGGCGACCGUACAACUCCCCUUUUACGCGGUCGUCAUUUCCCGACCCUCCAGGGGAGUGGAGCUUCCGUCGUUCGCUCACCUUCUGCUGGGACGGCGUCUCCACCGUUCUCAGGAGCGCCCGACGCUUCCUCUCCAGGCGUUCCUGGCUCGUGUGGCAGUCAAACCAGUCGUGUCUUCACCCCUUCGAUUCCUGCGCUCGUAGGCCGCAGUAGCCCCGCCACGGAAGAACGGACUCCCGACGCCUUUUGCUGUCACGCGACUUCCAAGACCGCAUUGACGCCGUGCACGACCGCCGCAACCUCCGUCGCGUCUUCGCUGCGCCAGCUGGCCUCUGAGAAGCAGCCUCUCGAGCCCGUUCCUUCUUCCGCUUCUUCCUCGCCUUCCGCGCCUUCUUCGUCUGGUUUCUCAGCAGGACUUUCUGGCAAAGACGGUUCUACACGGAAGCCUCUCCAGCCUGAAUUUGUGGCGACGGGUGAAGAAGGGACCACCUCACGGGGGCUUGCCCCUUCUGGGGCGACAGGAGUUGCCAUGAACGGAGCCAGAAACGCGGCGCCAGUUUCACCGGAGAAGCUCCCUUUUUCGUUUAGCGCCCCGUCGGGUUUCUGUUCGGCACCGCCUGGAGCCGACUCAGCCACAGAAUUCGAGCGGCGCGCCGCAAACGCCGAGCGGAGUCUUCACUCUGCCGCGCACCUGACACGCCGCUGGCCAACGCAGCAUUUAGGGUUAGGAGAGGAGACGCCACGCAAGAUGAGGAAAGACAGCGGAAGACGGUGGAGCGGCGAAAGCAACAGCACGGACAUCCCCGUGCACCGGGCCAGCGAAGGGAUGGAGCCUUUGUUUCCCUCGAACUGCAGAGGAGUGAACGUUGAACAGAAAGGCCCGGAAAGGCCUCCUAGUGUCCAGCGGGGACGAACCUGGGCGGGCUCCGCUCGUGCUUCCUCUGCAGGCCUCUUGACAUCGGAGGCGUCUUCCCCCUGUCUCGGAGCGGAGGUGGGGGAAGAGACUGGGAACGACGAGCAAGGAUCCGGAAGAACAAGGCUACCUGCCGUGCUACGCGCUCGCUGGCUGCUGGAGGAGCUCCAGAACCAGGCGGACGCAGGAGCACUAACGAGAGAAAAUUUCCCGAUGGAAGAAGUGCUUGACCUGAUGAAGCAUUUCGACGUUUUGGAUGUGGGCGGAGUGAGCGUGUACAGGCUCGAAGCAGACUGGCAGAUUCCGGAGUUCUUCCCACAGGGUGCGCCCAGCGAGGAGUGGGUGCAUAAGAACCACGCGGACGGCGUCAACUUCAUGCUGUCUCUUCAAGAGAUCACAACUAUCGCGACAGACUUAUACCGGGAACCCUGUUUCCCGAGUUGCCGCCUGCAGUCGCAGGGGAACCUAGACGCGCAUGCUCCUUCGGAGCCCGUCAUCUUGACUCUGGACACAACGGAUGGGCAGAGGAGUUGA